CUUCAGGCUUCCCACUCGGCAAAAAUGCUCCUGACAGCCGUUUUAUAUGCUUCUUAUCUGCCAAUUUGAGCCUGAAAAGAAUCAUCCUCCGUUGAGGUGCAGCCAUCAAUUGUUUUUAUUGCCAUAGAUGAGUAGCAUGAAGCAACGGGAACCACCCAAGUUCCUUUGCAAAUUGGAAAUGGAGGUGGAUAAGAUUAGCAACUUACCAGGACAUAUCAUAGACAAGAUUUUGUCCCAUAUGUCACUGAGGGAUGCUGUAAGAACUAGUGUCUUGUCAAGCAAGUGGAGAUACAAAUGGGAUACACUUCCACACCUCGUAUUUGAUAACCAAUCUGUCUUGGUUUCAUCACAAGAUCAGACCCUAAUUAAGAAUAAGCUUGUUAACAUUGUUGACCAUGUCCUUUUACUCCAUUCUGGGCCGAUACAAAAAUUUAAGCUCUCUCACCGUGAUGUUCAAGGUGUCAGCGAUAUUGAUAGAUGGAUCCUGUUUUUAUCAAGAGGCGCCUUAAAGGAAUUUGUUCUUGAGAUAUGGAAAGGCCAUAGAUACAAGCUCCCAUCAUCUAUAUACUUUUGCCAAAACUUGAUUCACUUGGAGCUCUUUAAUUGUCUUUUAAGACCCCCAGCUACGUUUGAUGGGUUUAAAAAUUUAAAGAGCAUAGAUCUUCAGCACAUUACAAUGGACCAAGAUGCAUUUGAGCAUCUAAUAUCUAGUUGCCCUUUGCUUGAGAGACUUACACUCAUGAAUUUUGAUGGUUUCACGAAUCUUAAUAUUCAUGCGCCGAAUCUUCUUUUCUUUGACAUUGGAGGUGUAUUUGAAAACGUGAGCUUCCAGGAUACUUUCCAGCUAGCUGUAGUGUCCAUUGGAUUGUAUACAAACACAGGAUUUGAUCGUAAUCAUACUUUUGGCAGUGCUGGAAAUUUGAUUAAGUUUUUUGCUCACCUGCCUCGAAUACAAAGGCUUGAGGUGCAGAGUUAUUUCUUGAAGUAUUUGACAGCUGGUAAAGUUCCUGGAAGACUGCCUACACCUUGUAUUGAGCUCAGCUUUCUUUCCCUAAGGAUAAAUUUCAAUGACGUAGAGGAGAGUUUGGCUGCUCUUUGCCUUCUUAGAAGUUCACCUAAUCUACAGGAGCUUGAGAUGUUGGCUCGGCCAGAGGAGCAGAGUGCCAUGAGAAUUUCUGCAAAUAUUGUGGAAGAAGAUUAUGAAAAUUGUCCAUUUAAUCAACUGCGAUUUGUUAAAAUUGCUGGCAUCUCUGGUCUCAGACAAGAACUGAAUUUUAUCAAAUUUCUGCUUGCAAAUUCACCUGUUCUCGAGAAAAUGACUGUUAAGCCUGGUUCAACCGAUGGAGGAUGGGAGUUGCUAAAAGAACUGAUGAAGGAGUUGCUCCGAUUCCGGAGAGCUUCAGUACAAGCUCAAAUUAUUUACCUGGACCCUUAAUGUAUUCUUAGCCAUUCACUGAUGGAUUCAUGCCUUUUGAAGAAUAGUCACUUGCUGACAUUAUAUCCGUCAGUUAACUUUCGAUUAUCAGUAUUUGAACCCUUACAAGAUUAGUGUUAUCAUUGGACUACCGUUGUUAAAUAAUUUGAGCCCAUUCCAGCAAAUCCAAUUUAUGAUUUUCCAUCGAUCAGAUGUGAUUAUCAAACUAGCAUACGAGCUGUGACCUUUUGUGAA
This is a messenger RNA of Coffea eugenioides, 1669 nucleotides long. Its product is annotated as F-box/FBD/LRR-repeat protein At1g13570-like. NCBI's taxonomy places the organism in Eukaryota, Viridiplantae, Streptophyta, Magnoliopsida, Gentianales, Rubiaceae. The record is from RefSeq and is a predicted model, not a curated record. The transcript has 5 exons. Bases 128 to 1435 code for a protein of 435 amino acids. Gene Ontology annotation, molecular function: protein binding.